Messenger RNA from Macrosteles quadrilineatus (aster leafhopper), 333 nucleotides. Its product is annotated as transcription factor sox-3-like. The coding region runs from base 1 to 333 and encodes 110 amino acids. Gene Ontology annotation, molecular function: RNA polymerase II cis-regulatory region sequence-specific DNA binding; DNA-binding transcription factor activity, RNA polymerase II-specific. Gene Ontology annotation, biological process: cell fate commitment; regulation of transcription by RNA polymerase II. The transcript is spliced from 2 exons. Gene Ontology annotation, cellular component: nucleus. The record is from RefSeq and is a predicted model, not a curated record. Lineage: Eukaryota; Metazoa; Arthropoda; Insecta; Hemiptera; Cicadellidae.
AUGUCUGACUAUGAGAAGCAACCGUUUUAUGAGGAACAGAAAAGAUUGAUGAGAGUUCACAUGGAACAGCAUCCGGACUACAGGUACAGACCUCGACACAAACGUUCUCACAUCAGGACUCCUCACCCACCCACGAAGUCCUACACCUGCCCGCUCGGCUUGCACGCCAAAGAUGACCGUGGGUCAUCUUCAGCUGCCACGCUGAGGACUCAUGCCAGACAGAUGGCGGAAAAACUCAUGUCCAGCGUGAUCGCUCGUGCUUGGAAACCGACCCAUAUGGGUCUGGCUUCAACUUGGGUUGGGCAUGGCUUCAACUUAAACUUUAUUACAUAA